AUGGGGAGUAAAAUAAAACUGCUAGUGUGUGGGGAAUCCGCCAACGCCCACUCAAUAGCCGGCUACGCCGCCUCUCGAGGGAUAUUUGACGUUAAGGCUUUCGUCUUGGAUGAAGAGAAGGCGGAGCUAUGGAACCAGGCCAUGGAGGAAUCUCAGUUCAUUCUCCGGUUCAAGAAGGACGACGGGGACACAUCCGAGCUGCGGUCCACUCUGGAACUGACCGAGUUUCAUGCACGCGCGUGCGUGACGACACAAGACGUCAUCGUGUUGGCCACGCCUUCGUCUGAGCACGAGAAGUACCUGACGGCGAUGCAGCCCUACAUUCCUUCCGGUGCGGUUCUGGUCGGGAUGCCCAGCGGACCGGGAUUUGAGUUUCAGUGCUGGGACAUUCUCAAGGAGAAAUUCUUCACGUGUAACAUCGUGUCCUGCGACGUGGCGCCGUGGGAGGGGAAAAUCGUGGAAUACGGCAAAAUCGUAGAAGUGUUGCGUUCCGAAAAGGUGGUGAAUGGUGCCAUUAUGAAUCACUGCAGACCGAGAAAGCCUCCGUUCCUUGCUCUUCAGAUGUUAUUCGGAUCCAAGCCCUCGUUCAAACCGUCCGCAAGUUUCUUGGAAGUGACCAUAAUGUCGGACUUCCUGCGCACGUUUUACCCCGUGAUUCUUCACGCUGUCUGGCGCUACUAUCACAGCCCUCUCCACGUCAACCCACCGUUGUUCCACGGUAUUUCCACGGACGGUGCUAGCAUGGCUUUUUCCUUGAGCGAAGAGCUCCAGGGGUUGGCACGGGCGUUGGCUUUUCUUAAGAAAAGCUUUAAUAAAACCGCCAUUAUCAAUCUUCACAAGUGGUUGAUACUGCACUAUGGCGAUGAAAUAGAAGACGACACUAGCACAUACAGUUGUUUAACAACCAAUGCUGCCUUCAAAGACAUUAUGCAACCCAUGUGCGAGACUGGUGCUGGCCGGUUUAUACCGGAUUACGACACGCCUUACAUGACGGACGACCUCGUGAACGGACUUUGCGUGAUCAGAGGUAUCGCCGAUCUGGCCAACGUGCCUCUGCCUUCCGUCGAUGACGUCAUCGUGUGGUGCCAACAGAAAACGGGCAAGGAGUACCUGAUUCGGGGUAAAUUUCGAGGGAAAGACAUCGCCAGCACGCGAGCGCCUCAACGAUAUAACAUAACAACUUUCGAUGGCAUGUUCUUAACGAAGAAUAAUGUGCCCCAUAGAGACUUUACCCGUGGUGCAUCGGCACCUAAUUGA
Messenger RNA from Liolophura sinensis, 1257 nucleotides. RefSeq names its product octopine dehydrogenase-like. Gene Ontology annotation, molecular function: oxidoreductase activity. NCBI's taxonomy places the organism in Eukaryota, Metazoa, Mollusca, Polyplacophora, Chitonida, Chitonidae. Bases 1 to 1257 code for a protein of 418 amino acids. The transcript has a single exon. The record is from RefSeq and is a predicted model, not a curated record.